AUGAAAAACAAGUGGCUUGUGACGUUACUUGUGCUUGGGGCAGUAGUUUUCGCAGACAGUAAAAAAUUUAUAUUGCAAAAAUGUUGUCCUGAACAUUACGCUUUAAAUUUUACAUCGCAAAAGUGCGAAGUUGUCAAUAGAAAAUUGUCAAUCGAUUGGGUUCCUGACCAACUAAAAACUCAGCAGGUUACAAAUUUAAGCCUGUACCAAAAACUGUUGCCGUCUGCUCAAGAAUACGAUCACUAUUACGGACCUUGUCCUGGAAUUUUGGCGGACGUACUUCCUCCUGUAAAAAUCGAAUUGAGCACAAAUUUAACUUUCCUCGGCGGUUCAAACUCCAUAUUUGCCUUCAACCGGACUUACGAUCAAUGGUGCGUGGACGCAAUGCUUGGUGCGUCCAGUCGCAACUGGGUCCUUUUGUCCUGUCCUUGCCUUCACGAAAUCUGCAUCGCGCAAUGUUGCUAUCACAAACAAAGACUUCACAUCAAUAGGGCCUCCGGCAAAUCGUUUGUCAAGAUAUGCAAGGACGAGGGAGCGAACUGGACACCUCGUAAUGCGAAAGACCUGAGGCUAAUUAAAAAUGAGCUGAAGCCGUGGUUCUUCCGCCACUUGACUAUUUACGAGGCUAUAGGCUCGUGUUUUCACUCUGUGCGCAAAGAUUACGCGAAAUCGAGAAGGCCGAAGUUGGUCACAAAUUUCGAAAUCGACGAAAUUGGCAGUUUGAAAUCUAAAAAAUACACAGCCAACCGGUGGAGCUAUUGCAUUGCAGAGGCGACCGUGCAGGGUGAGCUGAGGACCGUGGCCAUGUAUUGUGACCGCACCGAAUUCAACAUAUCCUUUGAUGACGCCAUUGUGCAGAGUAUUUUGGCAGCGAUCGGAGCUGCUUUCACCCUCCUCACCCUGAUCAUCCACGCGAUCAGUAAAGACCUUCGCCAGGGAAUCAAAGGUCUGAGCCUCAUCGCCCACUGCGCCUGCAUGCUCGGCGCCUUCCUCACCAUGGCCUUCCGACCUUUAGCUUGGUCUCAGGAAACGGAAACUUGCACGGUGUUAGGCAUUUUCACGCACUUUUUUCUACUGUCUUCGUUUUUCUGGUUGAAUGUCCGCGCAAUCAUAAUUCAGACAACAUUCAGGUCGUGGGACUCAAUGUUAAGCGGCCUAUCUCUUCGCAAUCGCAGUUUUCCGUUGUAUGCAAUUUAUGCUUUUGGGGUGCCUGCCCUCAUCUCGGCAUUCAUGGCGUGGGCACAGUUCACAGAUGACAUGAACCUGCCCUUGUGGGUCGUGUGGCCAGAUCUUGACGAAGCUUCUUGUUGGUUUAGAUCCUCGUUAGGCCGGGCUCUAUACUUUUCCCUUCCUAUGGGCAUCGUAUUGUUGAUCAACAUUUAUCUUUUCAUCACGACGGCGGUGAAAAUUCGCUCGUUUAAAAAGGAGAACCGAAGAAUUCUACAGUCAGAUGACAGUAACCGUAGCGACUUGAAAGAAAACCUAAAAUUUGACAUGGAAAAAUUGAAACUCUUUGCAAAGUUGUCUCUUUUAAUGGGUCUGACUUAUAUUUCCGAGUUUCUAUCAUGGUUCAAUUAUGCCUUUCCGUGGUACUGGUACGCCUCAAAUGUUGCGAUCGCCUUGCGAGCUUUUCUCAUAUUUGUUGUCUUCUGCUGCAGGCGAAAGGUCUGGAUUUCUUUGAAACGGCAGUACCCAUCACUGGAAAAACUUUCAUUGCUGGUUCCGGAUUUCUCUUGGUGCAGAAAGAAAAACACAGACCAGUUUGAACAUCGGGUUUUGGAACAUGAGAAUACAACGAAUGAAACAGACUCAAUUAAGUUGAGUGAACUGAAAGAUUUUAAUUCAAAUUAGAGUUUUAAAGACAUAAAUUCUUAGCAAAAUUGACGAACUGAAUUUACUGAUAUUAUUUAAAAGCAUCAAAAACUCCCCGCAGCAGA
This is a messenger RNA of Neocloeon triangulifer, 1937 nucleotides long. Its product is annotated as G-protein coupled receptor Mth-like. NCBI's taxonomy places the organism in Eukaryota, Metazoa, Arthropoda, Insecta, Ephemeroptera, Baetidae. The coding region runs from base 1 to 1851 and encodes 616 amino acids. The transcript is spliced from 9 exons. Gene Ontology annotation, biological process: cell surface receptor signaling pathway; G protein-coupled receptor signaling pathway. Gene Ontology annotation, cellular component: membrane. Gene Ontology annotation, molecular function: G protein-coupled receptor activity. The record is from RefSeq and is a predicted model, not a curated record.